AUGGGGACAGGGACGCAGAGUGCCAAAGUGAACAUGGAGGCUCCACCCAAAGAAGAUCGCAGAUCUAUGGACCCAUCCACCUCAUCCCCCAGCGAGGCCGUCCUCAUCUGUGGGAGUGAUGGUGUGGCUAAGAAAGUCCGGCCCCAGCCCCACACCACCACAGCGCUUCUUCUACCAGCUCCUGCUCCCAGCCAUCAGAAGGUGGAUGUGACUCCAGCUGUUGCCGUUGGAGACCCAGGGAAAGGAGGCAGAGCAAAUCAGACGGCCACACCCACCCUGACAGCACAGGUGGGUGGGGCUUGUAGCAUUGUCCAUGUCCUGGAGUGGAAGGAAGGGAUGGCCAUACUACCCAGCAGCAACCUCAAGUUCUGUGUGAGUGACGUGGGAACGCUGAGCACACUGAUCACCCCAGGGACCACCAGCAGCACCACUGAACCAGCAGCAGGGACUUCUGGGAGAUCCGCUGACGUAGAAGGUGCUCCAGCAGACAAGCCAGACGUGUCGGUUCCUGUCAGCUCUGUGAGAGGUGCCACUGUGGAGCCAGGCAGGCUGGUGACAGUCAAACCUGAAGUCCAGGUCGGACCAGGACAACAUAACCAUGAUCCCAGAGCCCAGAGGCCCUACACAGAGGACCUACGCAGAGAGCACAUCACUGACAGGAGGAGUGUCGGGGUGGAGAAGGUGCCAGCAGGUGGGAGGGUCUCUUCCCUCAACCCUGAUCACCUGAAACCCAUGAGGAAGAGGAAGAGGAAGGAGUACCUGAGUCCCUCUGAGGAAGACUCUGACAUCGAGGGCACGGAUGAAAAAAUGGAUGACUCUAAAGCAGACAGCAGACACAUCAGAGGAGCUGGAGACAGUAAGACAGAGCAGUGGACAUGGGCUCAAUAUCUGGAGGAAACAAAAGCCGUUGCUGCUUCCAACAAGCUUUUCCAAGAGUCUCAGAGGGUGCCAACAGUGAAGAACGGCUUUAAACAGGGGAUGAAGUUGGAAGGCAUCGACCCGCAGCAUCCAUCCAUGUACUUCGUCCUCACAGUGGCUGAGGUCUGUGGUUACCGGCUGCGGCUCCAUUUUGACGGCUACUCUGACUGCCAUGACUUCUGGGUGAAUGCCAACUCCCCUGACAUCCACCCUGCAGGCUGGUGUGAAAGCACAGGACACAAACUGCACACUCCCAAAGGCUGCAAAGAGGAGGAGUUUACCUGGACCAACUACCUGAGAAUGACUAAAGCACAAGUGGCUCCCAAAGAACUGUUUGCCAGUCCUGGGAGGAUUGAUGUGAAGUGCGGUUUCGAGAUAGGAAUGAAGCUGGAGGCUGUUGACCGUAUGAACCCCUCCCUCAUCUGUGUAGCAACUGUCACUGACAUGGUGGACGACCGCUUCCUGGUUCAUUUUGACAACUGGGAUGACACAUAUGACUACUGGUGUGAUGCCAGCAGUCCAUACAUUCAUCCUAUUGGUUGGUGCCAGGAGAGGAACCUGCCCCUAACACCACCCCAAGAUUACCCAGACCAGGGCCGGUUCUCCUGGUCUCACUACCUAGAAGAGACUGGUUCUAAGGCGGUGGCUGCAGAUGCCUUUAAAGUGCGUGUGGCCCACAGCUUCCAAACUCAGAUGAAACUGGAGGCUGUGGACAAGAGAAGUCCCGGCCUGAUCAGGGUGGCCACAGUGGAGGAGGUCGAGACUCACCGCAUUAAGGUUCAUUAUGAUGGCUGGAGUCAUGUCUAUGAUGAAUGGAUGGACUCAGAUCACCCAGACAUACAUCCAGCAGGCUGGUGUGAAGCGACCAGUCACCCACUGAAAGUUCCCCCACGGGACCCCAAAACACAACAGCCACACGGAGUGAGGGAGCCUCCUGCUAUGGGCCAGUCCACCUACCCCUCCUCUGUUCCUUGCAAACCCAUCAGCCACCCCAGAACCAACAAGUACAGCUUCCACAACAGGAAGUGUCCAACUCCUGGUUGUGAUGGUUCAGGCCACGUGACCGGUCGUUUCACUGCCCAUCACUGCAUAUCCGGCUGCCCACUGGCUGAGCGUAACCAGGGCAGGCUGAAGGCUGACCUGUCAGACUCAGAGUGUAAGAGGAACCUCUUUUUUGGCCAGAGGACCAAGAAGAACCAUUACCGUGGCAGGAUUGGUCGUCCUCCCAAAUACAGGAAGAACCAGCAGAGAGACUACCAGAACAUGUCCUCAGAGGGCGUGUAUCCGUCACUGUUCAUGUCGGCUCUGAGCAGUCAGGCGGACAGGACUCUGUCUCUGUGCUGGGAGCAGCACUGUAAGCUGCUGCCCGGCGUUCAAGGCAUACACGCCAGCCAGGUGGCAGCAUGGAGUGUUGAAGAGGUCUUCAGGUUUGUCCAGAAUCUAAUUGGUUGUGAAGAACAGGCUCGUCUCUUCAAAGAAGAGAUGAUUGAUGGGGAGGCCUUCCUGCUGCUCACUCAGACCGACAUUGUGAAGAUCAUGAGCAUCAAACUUGGCCCCGCCCUCAAAAUCUCCAACGCCAUUCUCAUGUUCAAGAGCACAGAUGAGGGACUCAAGUGAUCUUGCCCUCUUUCACAGGGGUCGUUAAGCCGCCAAUCAUCAUGUGCCAAAUUCAUUCUCUUGCAGGGAAAAGGCCCUGACCCCCUUUUCAUGUGUUUGG
This is a messenger RNA of Seriola dumerili (greater amberjack), 2635 nucleotides long. It is a transcript of the gene l3mbtl1, whose product is annotated as lethal(3)malignant brain tumor-like protein 1. The transcript has 22 exons. The record is from RefSeq and is a predicted model, not a curated record. Bases 1 to 2535 code for a protein of 844 amino acids. NCBI's taxonomy places the organism in Eukaryota, Metazoa, Chordata, Actinopteri, Carangiformes, Carangidae. Gene Ontology annotation, biological process: regulation of DNA-templated transcription. Gene Ontology annotation, molecular function: protein binding; zinc ion binding. Gene Ontology annotation, cellular component: nucleus.